Molecule: messenger RNA, 4026 nt
Organism: Stomoxys calcitrans (stable fly)
Lineage: Eukaryota; Metazoa; Arthropoda; Insecta; Diptera; Muscidae
Exons: 1
Coding region: 1-4026 (1341 amino acids)
Biological process (GO): DNA integration
Molecular function (GO): nucleic acid binding
Source: RefSeq, a predicted model, not a curated record
AUGUUACAUAAAGGCACUCAGACCCAAUCUAGCAGUCAAGACCCAGCGAGAGAUGCAGUACGUCCUAGUACCAGUGCUGCAGCUCUAACAACAAUUAUACAGUCCACUUCGAACUUAGAAAAUGACAACUUUACUACCUUGACCCUCCAGAAUAACCAAAUUUGCCAGCGUCAUCCUAGGGGGACCCUAUUGUUCACUGCCAUGGUUCAAAUAGAAUCGCGAGGACAGUUAUACGAUGCCAGGGCAAUCAUUGACUCUGGGUCGCAAUCUACAUUUAUUUCGGAGAAAUUGAAAAACAAGUUGAGUCUGUCGACAAGGCGAAAUUUAGUUCAUGUCACGGGGCUUAGCCAAAUGGUAGCGGAGACCUCAACGAAAACUUGUCUUUUUACAUUACGUUCACGAUUAGACCCCUGUUACGAAUUAGAGGUGUGGGCACCCGUUUUGAAGACCCUGCCUUCUAAUCUGCCUCCACAGAAUUUAGACCUUGCACAACUUCGAGAUGUUGCCAACCUUGAUUUGGCGGAUCCGAAAUUUUACAUUAGCCAACCGGUUGACCUUCUAAUAGGAAUGGAUAUAGGACCCUUAAUCUUCGAUAUUGGAUCCCCUAUGAAAUCAAUCGGGUCGCUCUUAGCGCAAAAUACUGUUUUUGGAUGGAUCAUUGGAGGACCCAUCAUACAAGAGACUUCGGACGCUAGCCGAGUCUCAUUACACAACACAAUCUCAAUAGAAAAGAUUUUGACACGUUUUUGGGAGGUGGAGGAGACCCCAAAAAAGAUUUUAAGGUCAGAAGAAGACCUGUUUUGUGAGCAAAACUUCAGAAAAACGACUCGACGCGACUCAAAUGGAAGGUACAUUGUGACCCUCCCCUUUAAAAGUUGUGAAGUGGUAGGAAAUUCUAGGAAUAUUGCAAUGGCACAAUUCUAUAGAAUGGAAAGGAAGCUUCAAAAGACCCAAGAAAUCAAGGAGCAAUAUGAUAACGCCAUUCUCGAAUACCUAGAACUUGGGCAUAUGAGGAAGAUUUCUGCAAAUGAAAUAUCCAAGACACCAAAUUUCUAUUUGCCACAUCAUGCGGUCAUCAAACCAGACCGACUCACAACGAAACUUAGGGUUGUUUUCAACGCGUCAAGUCCUUCGUCAAAUAAAAAAAGCCUCAAUGAUAACUUGUUUUCUGGACCCAUUUUGCAACAAGACCUUGUUUUACAAAUCUUGAAGUGGAGAUUCUUCAAAUAUGUUUUUAAUGCGGAUGUCACAAAAAUGUAUAGACAGAUCCUUCUCGACCCUAGUCAGACCCGGUUUCAAAGAAUACUCUUUAGAAAAUCUCCAACAGACCCAGUUGAGGAUUUUGAGCUCUUGACGGUCACAUUUGGAGUAAAUUGCGCACCAUUCCUUGCAAUCCGGACACUUCUUCAACUUGCGGAAGAUGUGACGGACACAUAUCCACUGGCGUCAAAAAUUAUACGAGAACAUCUGUAUGUUGACGACGUAUUAGCCGGGGCCCACACACUCGAAGAAGCCAUUGCAUCUAGAAAAGAGUUAAUCGUUGCUUUGGAAUCGGCUGGAUUUAAACUCAUGAAAUGGACGUCGAAUAAUCACAAAGUCAUUCAGGAUCUACCGGCAGAACAACUGUUUCCCGUAAAUUGGCUGGAGCUAUCUGAAGACUCCUCAACAAAGACCCUUGGCAUAAGAUGGCAUAUUUCUGGGGAUUACUUCACUCUUACUCAACCUUCACGAGAAUUUAGACAAUCUUACACAAAAAGAGAAGUUCUAUCGGCAAUAGCGAAACUGUUUGACCCCUGCGGGUGGUUGGCCCCAAUUGUUGUCGUAGCUAAGCUGGUUAUGCAGCAAGUAUGGCUAGACAAAAUCGACUGGGAUGACGCGCUUAAGUCAAUAACUCUGAUAAAUUGGCAGAACUUUGUUAAAAACUCAGGGGCUAUAGAAUCGGUUAAGAUUCCAAGGUGGAUACGUUUCACACCUGGAUCCAAGGUCGAGGUACACGGUUUCUGUGAUGCUUCGGAGAGCGCAUAUGGAGCCGCCUUAUAUAUAAGGGUGGAGCAUGACAACCACCAAACCGACACCUUUCUCUUAGCCGCAAAGACCCGCGUGGCCCCGAUCAAAAAGAUUUCUUUGCCGAGACUCGAACUAUGUGGAGCAGUACUGCUCUCGAAGUUAGCUUCAGCAACCAUAACAAACCUUCAGAUUUCGAAAUUUACGACACAAUUUUGGACAGAUUCCACAAUUGUUUUAUCGUGGCUUAGGAAACCGCCGUGCGCUUGGAGCACAUUCGUGGGAAACCGCGUUUCAGAAAUUCUGGAAAAUGUUGGCAAUGAGAACUGGCGCCAUGUAGACUCUGAGAGUAACCCUGCGGAUAUUGCGAGUAGAGGCUGCACACCUUCCGACUUGCAAGACCAUAGUUUAUGGUGGCACGGUCCGCAGUGGUUGAUUUUGCCUAAAGAUCGGUGGCCAGCCUUUCAAGUUCCUGAAGACACAAACCUGGAAGAGAAGACGGUUAAAGUCUUGGCUACAUCAUCCUUUGAAGACCCAUUAAUUAGAUUUUCAUCAUUGUCUCGUGCAUACAGGGUGAUAGCCUACACUUUGCGUAUUUGGCGAAAUACGGGUUCUAAUCGAUCACAUCUUAGGGUUUCAUCUUUGGAGAUUACAGCUGAGGAAAUUCAGGAUGCAAAACGUCGUCUACUCAUUAUGACUCAACAGAACUAUUUCUCACCCGAAUAUCAUGAUUUACGACAAAACACUAGAAUUUCCUCCAGCAGUAGCCUUCUGACCCUAAACCCAUUCAUAGACUCUAAUGGAUUAAUGCGGGCUAAUGGGCGCCUUGUACAGUCUCCCGUUUUAACGUACGAUGAGAGACACCCUAUUCUUUUACCAUAUGAAGCCAGACUCACACAGCUUUUAGUAGAGUUCACUCAUCGAAUAACUCUUCACGGAGGAAACCAACUUAUGACCCGAGUUUUGCGAUCUGAAUUCUGGAUAUUCAGAUUAAAGCCUUUGGUAAAAAAGGUUAUCCAUAACUGCAAAACUUGUAUUUUGUAUCGAAAACAUUCGCAGUCUCAGAUCAUGGCUUCCUUGCCACCUGAGCGAACUACACUGUCUAGACCCUUCAAUAACACUGGGGUUGAUUUCGCAGGACCCUUCAAUAUAAAGAACUAUUCGGGACGUGCAUGCGUUAUAACGAAAGGUUACAUUUGUAUUUUCGUCUGUUUUGCUACCAAGGCCGUUCACUUGGAAGCUACAAGUGACUUGUCCUCACAAUCUUUUCUAGCCGCAUUUUCACGAUUUAUAGGCCGACGGGGCUGCCCUUCAUGUAUAUACUCCGACAAUGGGAAGAAUUUCGUGGGAGCCUCAGACAUUUUGAAAAAAGGUCGCCUUGAGCUUUUUAAGACUCUUCGGAAUCAAGUCUCACAGCUAAACGCAUAUCAAAAUCUUACGUGGAGGUUCAUACCUCCGGGCGCCCCUCAUAUGGGUGGCCUGUGGGAGGCGGGAGUCAAAUCUCUCAAAACCCACCUUCGUAAACUUAUUCCAAAGAUGAAUUUUACAUUUGAGGAACUUUCUACAAUAUUAGCUCGUAUAGAAGCUUGUUUGAAUUCACGACCCUUGAGUGCAGCUAGUGACGACCCCAACGACUUUUCACCGCUUACUCCUGGUCACUUUCUUAUCGGAACACCCAUUCUUGCGCCAGCUGAGCCCAACGUCUCUGACCAAGACUUGACCCUUGCAAAUAGAUGGAAACGGCUCAAGAUUGUUUCUCAACAUUUUUGCAUGCGCUGGAAGUCAGAAUACCUCAAAGAACUUCACCGUAGAACAAAAUGGAAAUACCAGCAGGAUAAUCUUAGAGAAAAUGACUUAGUCGUUAUCAGGGACGAUAGGUUUCCUCCCACUGAAUGGGUUAUGGGCCGCGUUGAAAAAACUUAUCCAGGAACCGACCAAAAUACACGAGUCGUCGACGUUAGAACCCCUCACGGUACCCUGAGUAGACCCAUAACUAAACUGGUCAAACUUUUUUCCGCCUGA